This is a messenger RNA of Paramacrobiotus metropolitanus, 1428 nucleotides long. RefSeq lists its product as uncharacterized. The record is from RefSeq and is a predicted model, not a curated record. Bases 194 to 1162 code for a protein of 322 amino acids. The transcript has 2 exons. Lineage: Eukaryota; Metazoa; Tardigrada; Eutardigrada; Parachela; Macrobiotidae.
UUAAUUAUCGGGAAUUUCUAAGCUAAUCGCCCAUUAAAAAAGCAAAAAAAAUUACGUACUACGUAAGGGUUUUUUAAAGUACGUACUACGCAGGGGUUUUCUUUCAGGCACAUCCCGUCCUUUUAUUGUGGGAGCUAAUUGAUUUGAUGAUAUUUUUCAUCGGGAUAUUUGGGUGCCCGCUUAUGAAGGAAUUAUGAAUAAAUCCAUGGUAGUGGGUUUCACGUUGUUUUUCCUGGUUUCUAGCAGCAUUCUGCAAUUUUCUGACGCAUGUGCAGCCAACUCUGCGAGCAGACUUACCAGAACGGAAGCAGCAAUAAACAGCGUGAAGUCCGACCUGAGGGCCGUGAUCGAAGAAUGCUGGAACUAUACCGCUUGGCGCCUGAUUGUGAAUGCGGUACUGAUGCAUGCUUCAGCGAAGAAAAAUCCAGUUAGGCUGCCGGAGCUCUCUCGGCCCCUUCCCGACCCUAAAGUUCAUGUGCGACGGCCUAGCCUGGACGAGUCGAUCAGUCUGGCUUGUGCGGCCCGCAUGACGCAGCCAAAUAAUGUCGUGUGGAAACACAACGGUCACCUGUUAACCGCCCAACAAACCGGAGGUGACCUUCAGUACAGCCGCACCGGCGGCAACACCCUUAUCCUGCACAAUGUCACCUAUGCGGCGUGGGGCAAAUUCGAAUGCCUGCAACGCUGUCAGUCAGACGGGAUGGAAUCGUGGUGCCCGAUGGGAGAACACUGGGUGUUUCCAAAGCCAACAACCAGAUACCACGAGGUGUUCGCGCAGCGCAUGCCGCGUAUCAUUGUGCCGCGGUACAUGCCAUUUUCGGUAACUUGCCAGCUGGAUUUCCCUUGUGGUCCUGAUCCGCUGCAGCACUUUAUCUGGCGCUAUGACGGCGUUUUUUUGGCCUGGCCAGCCGGUCACUACCUGCAGCAGACGUCCUGCAUCGACACUCACCGGCAUACGCUGAUGAUCCACACUAACACCUCCGAAAUAACCGGGACUGACGGCCGCCCGCACUGCGCCUCGACGCUGACGCUGCACGUGCCCUGGCCAGAGCACACCGGCAGCCAGUUGGAAUGCUGGGCGCGCUCCGACACUACCCAGCAAUUGUGGUAUGUCCACCCCACUUCCGUCCAGUUCAACGGAAGCCUCCCAUUUCCCGGAUAACCGCUGGCAGCACUAGUAAAUUAUCCUAACAUUUUUUUGACUUCAAAAUAAUUCAAUGGUGAAAUUAGGAAUUAGUCCUGUUCUUGUUUUUGCAAACAAUUCCUAUAAGUGGAUAUGGUUUUUAAUUGGUAACUGUCGAUUGCGUAGAUAUCUAUGUAACAACCUGUAUAACAACGACUGUUACUGGCUUCCCAUUGUACAAUACGAUUACAGAUGAAGUAUCGCUAAUUACUUACUACUUACUAACACUACCACGCUACUUUUGU